Sinocyclocheilus rhinocerous is the source of this 561-nucleotide messenger RNA. Its product is annotated as guanine nucleotide-binding protein G(olf) subunit alpha-like. Gene Ontology annotation, molecular function: G protein-coupled receptor binding; GTP binding; GTPase activity. The transcript has 4 exons. Gene Ontology annotation, biological process: sensory perception of chemical stimulus; adenylate cyclase-activating dopamine receptor signaling pathway. Gene Ontology annotation, cellular component: cytoplasm; heterotrimeric G-protein complex. Lineage: Eukaryota; Metazoa; Chordata; Actinopteri; Cypriniformes; Cyprinidae. The coding region runs from base 36 to 458 and encodes 140 amino acids. The record is from RefSeq and is a predicted model, not a curated record.
CCAUCAUCUUUGUGGCAGCCAGUAGCAGUUAUAACAUGGUCAUAAGGGAGGACAACAGCACUAACCGGCUGCGCGAGUCUCUUGAUCUGUUCUGCAGCAUCUGGACUAACAGGUUUUUAAGGACCAUCUCAGUGAUCUUAUUCCUGAACAAACAGGACAUGCUGGCAGAAAAGAUACUGGCAGGAAAAUCCAAACUUGAAGAUUAUUUCCCAGAGUAUGCUCGCUACACUCUUCCUCCUGAAGCAACACCUGAUCCCGGAGAAGACCCGAAAGUGUCCAGGGCAAAGUUUUUUAUUCGAGAUGAAUUCUUGAAAAUCAGCACAGCAAGCGGCACAGACAAACACUACUGCUAUCCUCACUUCACCUGUGCCGUGGACACAGAAAACAUCCGUCGUGUAUUCAAUGACUGUCGUGACAUUAUUCAGAGGAUGCACCUCCGCCAAUAUGAACUCUUGUGAUUGGCUGCCUGGAUCUGGCUGCUCCUCCAAUCAGCACUUUUCCAGUUCCACAUCACAUGGGGUCUUUAAGAACUACUGAAGAGUGACAAUUUUUUCAUGUUUU